This is a messenger RNA of Capsicum annuum, 648 nucleotides long. RefSeq lists its product as uncharacterized. Lineage: Eukaryota; Viridiplantae; Streptophyta; Magnoliopsida; Solanales; Solanaceae. The coding region runs from base 1 to 648 and encodes 215 amino acids. The transcript has 2 exons. The record is from RefSeq and is a predicted model, not a curated record.
AUGGAUCGUGAGCGGGAUCGAUAUUGGAGAGAUCGUGAACGUGACUAUAACCGUUAUGUCCCUCCUUAUGAUCAAGCUAAAUCCAAUAAAUCUAGUGCCAUUGACCCUGAAAAGUUCAAGACCGAGGUUAUCCAAAAGAUCCUGGGAUACGCUAAGUUGAUGAAAAAGUUGAUGUCCAAGAAAAACCUUAUUGAAGGUGAUACUAUUGAGGUCACUCAUAGAUGUAGCGCUAUCAUGGAUAGUAAGGUUGCGGAAAAUAAAGAUGACCCCGGAGCAUUCACUAUUCCUUGCACAAUUGGGACGCAUGAAUUUGCAAAAGCUCUAUGUGACCUUGGUGCGAGCAUCAACUUAAUGCCUUUUGUCAUAUAUAAGAAACUUGGUUUUGAUACCCCGAAUCCAACUUCUAUGCGACUCUUGAUGGAGGACUGGUCUAUAAAAAGGUUGGUGGGUAUAUUGUUUAAUGUUCUUAUGAAAGUAGACAAGUUCAUCCUACCGAAGGAUUUCAUGGUAUUGGAUUGUGAAAUGGACCAAGAGGUGCCUAUUAUUCUUGGUCGUCCUUUCUUAGCCAUCGGGAAAGCCAUUGUUGAUCUAGAGCUGGGGGAGAUAAAAUUUAAAGUGCAAGAAGAUGAGGUCUCUUUCAAAAUUUAA